Messenger RNA from Dryobates pubescens (Downy woodpecker), 2557 nucleotides. It is a transcript of the gene SLC13A3, whose product is annotated as solute carrier family 13 member 3. The transcript has 13 exons. NCBI's taxonomy places the organism in Eukaryota, Metazoa, Chordata, Aves, Piciformes, Picidae. The record is from RefSeq and is a predicted model, not a curated record. Gene Ontology annotation, molecular function: citrate transmembrane transporter activity; sodium:dicarboxylate symporter activity; succinate transmembrane transporter activity. Gene Ontology annotation, cellular component: membrane. Bases 32 to 1849 code for a protein of 605 amino acids. Gene Ontology annotation, biological process: citrate transport; monoatomic anion transmembrane transport.
CGGCAGGCGGUGCGGCGGCGGCGGGUGCGGGAUGGCGGCGCUGGGCGCGCUGGUGAAGAAGGCGUGGAGCGUCCGGCGCUACGUGGUGCUGCUGGCCGCGCCGCUGGCACUGGUGCCCAUCCUGCUCAGCCUGCCCCCCAAGGAAGGAAGAUGUCUCUACGUGAUCCUGCUGAUGGCCCUGUACUGGUGCACGGAGGCACUGCCCUUGGCUGUGACAGCCCUGCUGCCCAUCGUCCUCUUUCCCUUCCUGGGGAUCCUCCCCUCUAACAAAGUUUGCCCACAAUAUUUUUUAGACACCAAUUUCCUCUUCCUCAGUGGUUUAAUCAUGGCCUCGGCCAUCGAGGAGUGGAAUUUACACCGCAGGAUCGCCCUCCGGGUCCUCAUGCUGGUGGGAGUCCAGCCAGCCAGACUGAUUUUAGGGAUGAUGUUGACCACGUCUUUCCUGUCCAUGUGGCUAAGUAACACAGCCUCCACUGCUAUGAUGCUUCCAAUUGCCAAUGCCAUUUUAAAAAGCCUCUUUGGGGAGAAAGACACCUCUAAGGAUAUGAACAGGGAAAAUGAAGAAAACCAAGCAUCUUUACAGCAGAAUAAACUUUACACUGUACCAACUGAGAUGCAGUUUCUGGCAAGUACUGAGGACAAAGACCUCUCAGAGGAGAAGGAGAUGACCAGUGAUGCUCUCUCAGACUUGAAGAAGGAGGAGGAAUACAAAACAAACAUAUGGAAAGGGUUCCUCAUCUCCAUCCCCUACGCCGCCAGCAUCGGAGGGACAGCAACGCUGACCGGCACUGCACCAAACCUCAUCCUGCUGGGGCAGCUGAAGAGUUAUUUUCCAGAAUGUGAUGUGGUGAACUUUGGUUCUUGGUUUAUGUUUGCAUUUCCUUUAAUGCUGAUUUUUCUUCUCAUGGGAUGGCUGUGGAUCUCCAUCCUGUAUGGAGGAAUUAACCUCAGGGGCUGGAGAACAAAAAAGUCAAAUAUAAGAGUGGAUGCAGAAGCCCGGGCCAGAGAAGUGAUAAAGGAGGACUAUCAGAAACUGGGUCCAACAAAGUUUGCAGAACAAGCAAUUUUCUUCUUCUUCUGUGUGUUUGCCAUCAUGCUUUUCUCCAGGGAUCCCAAAUUCAUUCCAGGUUGGGCCAGCUUGUUUGCACCAGGGUUUAUCUCGGAUGCAGUUACAGGAAUCACCAUUGUCAUUAUACUCUUCUUCUUCCCUUCACAAAAACCUUCCUUCAGGUGGUGGUUUGACCUGAAAGCACCCAACACUGAGAUGCAGCCCUUGCUGACCUGGAGGAAGGCCCAAGAGACAGUGCCCUGGAACAUCAUCCUGCUGCUAGGAGGGGGCUUCGCCAUGGCAAAGGGCUGUGAGGAGUCUGGUUUGUCUGUCUGGAUAGGAGGCCGCCUGCAUCCCUUGGAGGGUGUACCACCGCCCGUGGCUGUCAUCCUCAUCACCAUUGUCAUUGCCUUAUUCACAGAGUUUGCCAGCAACACAGCCACUAUCAUCAUCUUUUUGCCUGUCUUGGCAGAGCUGGCCAUUCGUCUGAGGGUAAACCCUCUCUAUUUAAUGAUACCAGGAACCAUAGGCUGCUCCUAUGCAUUCAUGCUGCCAGUCUCAACACCCCCCAACUCCAUUGCAUUUUCUUCUGGACACCUGAUGGUGAAGGACAUGGCAAGAACUGGGUUGCUCAUGAAUCUUAUGGGAGUUCUGCUUCUUAGCUUGGCUAUGAACACGUGGGCCAAGACCAUCUUCCAGCUGGGAACCUUCCCUGCAUGGGCCAACAUCCAUGCAGAAAAUGCCACCUCAGUCUUGCCAGCUGUAGAAAAUGUCACUUUAAGUGCACUAAAUAAAAUAUGAACAAAGCCACCCCUGGGGAAGGACUCACUCACUUAGGACUUGGGCACUGGAAUCGUCAGAGUGUGCACAGGAGAGCCCCAUGGCUGCCCACACUGUGUGGGACCCUCUGGUUUCAUUUGACUUUCAGAAAUCCUGGUCAGUGUCACAACAUCCAUUUGUUAUUGUCUCUGAGGAGCUUUCCCCACCUUCCACAGGCACCAGUCAGACUCCCCCAGCGUCCAUCUGUCGGAGGUGGUGGUUGUUAACUGGACAACCCUGUAAAUGUUGAGCAUCUUUGGGUAGAUGCUUCUCCCCCCCCAUAUGAAAGCUGGCAAGCUUUGCUGCUCUAGCUUCUGACACCCUACCUCAUGCUGGAGAGUAGCCCUGGGGACAGGCUGGAGGUAACUGGAUUAUUUAAGUGCAACCCAGUGUGAGUGAACACCUCUGAACCUUGCUAGGGGGGAAGGUGUUUGUGGCUGGGUGCUCCUAGCAGGAUGUGAAGGAUGGGGUCUCGUUACCAUCUCAGGAGCAAUUCUCUCCUGCAGGAUGAAGACAUUUCUUCAGGUUUGUGUGUGAGAGGGUGAUUCAGGAGGUGUGUCAGUAGGACCUGGUGCACUGCUCCAAGCCUUGGAAACAGGCAGGCAGCAGAUUGUUUCCCAACAUGUUCAAUGUUUGGAAAGCCUGGGGCAAUAAUUACUGCCUGGUUCUUUGCAUUGAGGGCACAGGUUG